This is a messenger RNA of Musca vetustissima, 1360 nucleotides long. Its product is annotated as Golgi resident protein GCP60. Gene Ontology annotation, molecular function: fatty-acyl-CoA binding. Gene Ontology annotation, cellular component: Golgi membrane. NCBI's taxonomy places the organism in Eukaryota, Metazoa, Arthropoda, Insecta, Diptera, Muscidae. The coding region runs from base 4 to 1359 and encodes 451 amino acids. The record is from RefSeq and is a predicted model, not a curated record. The transcript is spliced from 5 exons.
AAUAUGGAUAAAAAUGUAGAUGAAUUGGAAAAAUGGGGUUUCCCAUUGGUGGAGCUAUAUCGAAUGGCUUUGCAAUUUUACAAACAAAACUCUGGAAAGGCUUUGCAUCUCUCCUAUGAGGAUAAUCUAAAGUUGAUUGCAUUUAAACAACAACAACAAUGUGGUCCCUUCGAUCCCAAGACAGCACCCGAAUUGGGUGUACUCGAUGUCAUUGGCAAAGAUCGUCGUAUGCAUUGGCAAAUGUUGGGUGAUAUUAGCCGUGAACAGGCCAUGGAAGGUUUUAUUGAUUUGCUGGAUACAAUGUGUAGUGCAUUCCGGCCAUAUGUGGAAGCGGUACGAAAAAAUCGUGAUGAAACGUUGAAAGAAGAAUUGAAACGUAUGGAAAAGGAGAAACAAGAAAAGGAACGUAAAGAACGGGAGCAGCAAGAAUUACUGGAAGAGGGUUAUAAGGAGGAAAUGCAACGUAGACAACUGCAGGAUGCACUGAAUAAACAAACAUAUCAACAGUUUAAGACCUAUGCUGAAAAACAAUUUCCCGGUAAUCCCGAACAACAGGCGGUACUAAUACAUCAACUGCAACAGGAACACUAUCAUCAGUAUAUGCAACAGCUACAUAUGCAAAAUCACAAUGUGGCUGGGGAAACGAUGACUGCAACAAUGACAACAACCCACAAUAAUAACAACAGUUCCAUGACAACAGUUCCACAUGAUAUUGGCAAUGCCAAAUUGUCAAUCGAUGAUACUCAGCAACAGCAGCAGCAUCAACUGCACGAUGAAAAUUUACAACAGUUGCAAAAUCACAACAGCGAUGAUGAUGAUUAUGUCUUGAUACAACCGGCUAAAAUAUGGACCCGACCAGAUAUUGAAGAAUUUAAGGCUGAAGUCUCGGCUGGAGAUGGGGAUGGUGUUAUCACAAUUGGUCAUGGUGAUACGGUUACUGUACGCGUUCCAACCAACCUCAAUGGCAAAUCAAUAUUUUGGGAAUUUGCCACAGAUAAUUAUGACAUUGGCUUUGGCAUCUAUUUCGAAUGGAGUAAACCGGUAAGCCAAGAGGUUACGGUGCAUGUCAGCGACAGUGAUGAUGAUGAUGAAUUUCUCGAUGAAGAUUAUCUCUCCACCAAUGAGGAUUUGGAAUAUGGUUCAGUGGCAAAUGAACGCAGUAAUUUGGCCAAUACAAGUAGUUCGAUAAAACCACCCAUAUCCAUAAUUGUACCCAUUUAUCGUCGUGAAUGUUUUAAUGAGGUCUAUGUGGGCUCCCAUAGCUAUCCGGGAGAGGGUGUUUAUUUGUUGAAAUUUGAUAACAGCUAUAGUAUAUGGCGUUCAAAAACUUUAUACUAUCGGGUGUAUUAUGAACGUUGAG